Messenger RNA from Homo sapiens (human), 1966 nucleotides. RefSeq names its product SLAM family member 9 (gene SLAMF9). The record is from RefSeq and is a predicted model, not a curated record. Gene Ontology annotation, cellular component: membrane. The transcript is spliced from 5 exons. NCBI's taxonomy places the organism in Eukaryota, Metazoa, Chordata, Mammalia, Primates, Hominidae. The coding region runs from base 838 to 1797 and encodes 319 amino acids.
CUGCAGCCCUGGCUGCUGCAGGGAAAGGCACUGCCUUUCUUCUCCAGGUGUCUUUUGUUCUUCUUCCGCCCUGGCCCCUUGCUGCCAUGCAGGACUCUGCUGGGAGUGACGUGGGUCUCUUUCCCUGAGAGAGCUGAAGAUCUGCAAGGAGACCUUCUCCCUGCCUUUUGCUUCGCAUUUUGAAGGGAGGGAGGAGACUAGCCAGAACCACUGACCAGGGGAAGCACUCUUAUCCUCUUAGAAAGGACCUUAGGAAUCAUCUAUCCCCUCCACCCCAUCCCUGCCUUGCCACGAGGAUUAAUUGCUCUCUAAGUGCCUUGGCCAAUGUUGACUUUCAGCCUAAGCUUGACCUCUCAAGCAAGUUGUUUCCUUCCUAACAAUAGUAUUUCAAGUGAAUUCAUUAAAACUUCUUAGUUGCAAGUAAUAGAAACUAACUUAAAUUAACUCAAGCAAAAAACAAACAAAACAAAACAAAAACAAAAAACAAACCAAGGAGUGGUCAGAAAUCCACUCCUCGGGGGAAUUUGAUCUCUUGCUUUUCUUGGCAACUUGAGGACCCUUUUCCUAGGAAAGGGGGACUUUCCCUGUCCCCCUCUGACUUCCAGCACAUAAUCAGUGAUUGUGACUCCAGUCCAGGUCCACUCAAUACCCACUUAUCAUAUGUGCUGCAUUACAACCAACAGAUGAAGAGGCACAGAUGGAUGCCUCUUUCAUCUGGUGAACUGAUAGAAGUGCUGUGAUGAACCUCCACAGUAGAAGAAAAGAAAAGGAUGAAAGACACAUGUUGCUAAUUGGCCUUAAACCUCCUCUGAUGGGAACAGGAGGCAGAAGCUGGUCAUGAGGGAAAACCAGACUCUGUCCAUGAGAGGAGCAACAAUGCAGAGCCGUGGCCAGUACAGCUGCACUGGGCAGGUGAUGUAUAUUCCACAGACAUUCACACAAACUUCAGAGACUGCCAUGGUUCAAGUCCAAGGCAGCCAAAGGAGACUCUGGAGAUGGUGUGGAUCCGAGGAAGUGGUUGCGGUCCUUCAGGAGUCCAUCAGCCUCCCCCUGGAAAUACCACCAGAUGAAGAGGUUGAGAACAUCAUCUGGUCCUCUCACAAAAGUCUUGCCACUGUGGUGCCAGGGAAAGAGGGACAUCCAGCUACCAUCAUGGUGACCAAUCCACACUACCAGGGCCAAGUGAGCUUCCUGGACCCCAGCUAUUCCCUGCAUAUCAGCAAUCUGAGCUGGGAGGAUUCAGGGCUUUACCAAGCUCAAGUCAACCUGAGAACAUCCCAGAUCUCUACCAUGCAGCAGUACAAUAUAUGUGUCUACCGAUGGCUGUCAGAGCCCCAGAUCACUGUGAACUUUGAGAGUUCUGGGGAAGGUGCCUGCAGUAUGUCCCUGGUGUGCUCUGUGGAGAAGGCAGGCAUGGAUAUGACCUACAGCUGGCUCUCCCGGGGGGAUAGCACUUAUACAUUCCAUGAAGGCCCUGUCCUCAGCACAUCCUGGAGGCCGGGGGACAGUGCCCUCUCCUACACCUGCAGAGCCAACAACCCCAUCAGCAACGUCAGUUCUUGCCCCAUCCCUGAUGGGCCCUUCUAUGCAGAUCCUAACUAUGCUUCUGAGAAGCCUUCAACAGCCUUCUGCCUCCUGGCCAAGGGAUUGCUCAUCUUCUUGCUCUUGGUAAUUCUGGCCAUGGGACUCUGGGUCAUCCGAGUCCAGAAAAGACACAAAAUGCCAAGGAUGAAGAAACUCAUGAGAAACAGAAUGAAAUUGAGGAAGGAGGCAAAGCCUGGCUCCAGCCCUGCCUGACUGCUCCUUGGGAACCCCAGUCCUGAGCUUGGUUUCUUCCCAGCACCCAGAGAAUCCUUCCUCAGCUCUCUUCUUUCCAGGGGAAGGAGGUGCUCAGGGGUGGGUAUCCAGAGAGCCAUACUUCUGAGGGAAGACUGGCUGGCAAUAAAGUCAAAUUAAGUGACCACAA